Messenger RNA from Penicillium oxalicum, 5871 nucleotides. RefSeq names its product putative ubiquitin-specific protease UBP12. Bases 1 to 5871 code for a protein of 1956 amino acids. Gene Ontology annotation, biological process: protein deubiquitination. Gene Ontology annotation, molecular function: cysteine-type deubiquitinase activity. The record is from RefSeq and is a predicted model, not a curated record. The transcript is spliced from 7 exons. Lineage: Eukaryota; Fungi; Ascomycota; Eurotiomycetes; Eurotiales; Aspergillaceae.
AUGGUAGGAACAGAGACAAAUUCACAAGAAUGGGGAAGCCCAGAAACGGCAAGAAUCCGUGCGACUCAUACAUCGGAAACCACUCCGUACAACGAGAGAUUAUUGCGAACUUACCAUCCAGAGUUGGCGGGCUGCGACGAGGUCUGGGUAUCCGAUCCCAGAUUUGGCCCGGAAGUGUGGCUCGUCAAGAAGCCUUGCACAGCUAUUGUCGCCGCUGGCCGAGCAAUUCAUCCUUAUCCUGCGGACAGGCUUGACCUUUGCCAUGUGAACGGUAUUUUAUCCCCGAGAUCUCCAUGGAAAGAGGAAUAUCUGUUCAGACAUGGCAUCAAUCCAAGAAAGGUCCUAUCUUCGGAGCAGCUCGAUUGCCUUCGCGAGCUGUUCCCGAGGGCGAUAGGAGCACGUGUUCAUGUGGCUGGAUUUCUAAUCAUGCUCUUCCACUCGUAUCUGGACAUUGAAUCCCAAUACGAGAAUGAAUGGAUCCGAGAAGUCGGAGGACUGAGAGUUUUAUACGAGGCCCCCGAAGUCAGAGUCAGCGCAGACACUGUUGCAUCGGGAAUGGAAGUGUCUGAUGCUCCCAGUAGCCUGGCGGGAUCUGGUUGUCUUGGCCUCAAACUACAAAUGCCUGAUGGAAAAGCCGUGAUCACAACAGUAACUCAUGGUUUUGUGAGAAAUCCACAACCAUCCGCAGUGGUGAAAUUCUUUGGCGAAUGGAUUUGGCACGCAAAUGGUGCCCUUCGACGGUUUUUUGGUUGGCCGUUUCCAUCUAAGGCUCCUUCAAUUGGGUUUCCUUGGGGGCCCAAGACCAACUCACCAAUUGGAAAGGAAGUGUGGUUGACAAGGGAGAAGCAACGAAUCGGAACCAUCUCCCAUACUUUCGACGAUCCAAGCCCUACCUGUCCGUAUCCUGCCGGAUAUAUGCAUGACCUUAGCCUUAUCACAGACCCCGAGUUGCCUACAAUUGUGCGUCCACCUGGCUCUCCGGUUGUGUCACAAUGGGGAUCUUAUGCCGAUGCACUCUCUGGCGCCGAUGUUUAUCUUGUCCAAAUGAAUAGCUCAAUCGGAAAAUACAAUAUGUCACCAGAUACUCCAGAUACAGUCAUGACGCCAGAUGCAACAGUCAUCGCGACCCAGUAUCUAUGGGAUCGAGAGGCCCAGACUCAGAACUCUUCUCUUUUAUGGAUCACAACGCCAGAUCCAUCUUCUUCAAGCAUGGAGUGGUCUGGGUCUCUUCUUUGUCUUGGAAAGCCUACAGAUAAGUCGGGGAGGGCUGUCGUUUUCCAAAACUACGAGGACACUUGCCGUUCUUCAGUAAACUCCUUGACUGGGCAAUCCACGAGCAUCAUGGUCAAGGGUGGCUUCCUGCUUCCCCUUCAGAUUCGAUCGUCCAAGAUUGUCAGCAGCGCAGAGGAGCACUGCAAGAGAGACUCAACCGCUUUCCCUCGUGACCGGUUAUGGAGUCUCGUUGCUUCAGAUUCGCCAACUGGAGCCUUUCUUCAGACCUUCUUCGCGUCGCUACUUCGAAAGAAAGAAGUAGAAGAAAAAGAAGUCUGUGGGGAAAACGGCAACUUCCUUGUCCUUCUCCCACAACUCUUUUCUUUUCUUUCAUUCCUUUUUCCCCCGGUUGUCCCCGAGCUGCCACUUGACGUGCGCAGCUCACUUUCACGACGUCUCCCACAAAGCGUCGCAAAGUUUCCCCCGAGCCAGGCCGCAGUAGCCCAGGAGAGGCACGACGUCACGGCCGCUCCGACCCUCCACAAGUGCCUUCGUUGCCCCCAAGAAGAAGAAGUUCUUCCUCCUCGGUCGCAAGCUCCCGGCACAAAAGCUCCUCCUCCUCUCCUCCUCGCUACGUGCCUGCUCACCUCCAGUCCCUCGUCCCGGGACCCGAUCCCAGCCCGGUCCUGCUCGCUCACACCACCCCCGCGACCGCGACUGCCGGUCUGUCUCUGCCAGCGAACUCUCCGACAUGCCCUGGACCAGCACGAUGGCCCUGCGCCAAUUAACGGUGACGGCCGCUCCCCUUCGCCCGGCGAGAAACGUCCGGCCUCUGAAAUCACCGACUCCGAUCCGGAGGGUCGUGUCAGCACCACCCUCAAUGUCAUGGCGGCCGAUACCAUUGACGACCAAAUCAGCAAGGUGAUUGCGUUAGCCAAUGAACCUCUGAAGGAUGGCCAAAAGGGAUUCGUCGUCUCGUCUCGAUGGGUCAAGACGCUCUACGCCAAAAGCACUUCUUAUGCCGACAAGGCCGACAAAGAGGCCAUGUCGAGCGAAUUGGGCCCGGUCGACAAUCGCGACAUCGUGCUCGACACCGAUCCUGUCAACAGCAACUUCAAGUACGAGAGUGGAGAUGUCUACGUGCCGCUCCGUCCGAAUGCGACCCUCGGUGUGGAUUACGAGAUCGUUCCACAGGAAGCCUGGGAGCUGAUCAUGAAGGAAUACGGACUUGCCCCCCAGUCCCCCACCAUUGUUCGGUUCGCCCACGACGCCAGCAUGAAUGAUUCGGAGAAUGUCAUCGGGCACCACACCGCAGUCGCUCAAGGAAAAAUCCCAGCCGCCUGUCAGGAUGCUAGCCGGACGCCAGAGCGGCAUCCAGGCCUGGUUGAAGAGAGCCAAGGAGCUCGCGGGGAUCGAGAUGUCGACCAAGGUCGCGUCUGGAAAAUCAUCGGCCAAUUGCCCAGCCUGAACCCAUCAACCUCCACCACCCCCGCCGUCUCCCGCACCGUCUCCCCUUCACCUCCCUCCGCACUCAUCUCCGCCUCCAGUCGCAACUUGUUGGUGGAUCUGAACACCUUCUUGGAGCUCAACGAUGGAACCCAGAGAGAACUACUGGAGACCUUCAAGGAUCAGACCGCCAACAACAAUUACAAUGGAAAGAUGACCUUGAGCAUGGCCGGCUUGAUGGGAUCCGACGUGUUCGUCCUCGAAGAGCAGGUUGGCACGAAGAGUGGAGAGUGGGUCUCGUCCGUCUCCGCAGAGAAAUUGAAGCGCCUGGGCAUUCCUAUCACAAAGCCCAAGAAAGAGGCUACCUUGGCUGGCGCUGAAACGACCAAAAGCCAGGCGAAUAGUGGGCGUACCAGUCCUGACCAGGACGAGUUCCCUUUUGGCAAGAAACCCCAUGGCCACAGAUUGGGAGUCACUGGUCUUUCCAACCUGGGCAAUACAUGCUAUCAAAACGCAGCCACCCAGUGUGUUCGGGCAGUGGAGGAAUUGACCUACUACUUCCUGGCCAACCGCCACAAGAAGGACCUCAAUCCGUCCAAUCCCCUUGGAUAUUCGGGACAGCUAGCCAAGGCCUAUGCUGGUCUGAUUCAAGGAAUCUACCGCGAUCCACCCCCGGCAUCCUUCAAUCCCUCCAAGUUCCGCAACCAAAUCGGCCGCAACAACCCGACCAUGGCAGGGUGGGAGCAGCAGGACAGCCAGGAGUUCUUGAUGUUCCUUCUGGAUGGGUUGUCGGAGGAUCUAAACCGUAUUCUCAAGAAGCCAUAUAUUGAAAAGCCCGACUCGACAGACGAGAUGGUCACUGAUCGCAAGGCUCUGGAAGACUUCGCCGUCCGCUCUUGGGACAUCUACAAGGCCCGCAAUGACUCCGUUGUCACCGAUCUCUUUGCCGGCAUGUACAAAUCGACCUUGGUCUGCCCCAGCUGCGAUAAGGUUAGCAUCAUCUUCGAUCCAUUCAGCAGCUUGACCUUGCCCAUCCCGCAGAACAAGCUGGAGUACCGGAACGUGGUCUUCCAAGGCUUGGACGAGCCCCCACGGAUGUUCACCGCCGAAGUGGACAAGACAGGCACAGUCGGCACUUGGAGGGAUGCCAUGGCCAAUAAGUUCAACCUCCAGCCCGAGGAGCUGGUUGCUGCAGAGGUCGACAACGGCCACUUUUGGGAAGUCUGGUCGCGCGUGAAGGUUCCAUACGAGGAUCUGCACCUCUCACCCAAAGAUGUCAUGACUUUCAUCCAGCUGGAUUCCCCCAAGGAUGAUCGAAUCCUUAUCCCGGUCUUCAGCAGAACCAAGGCCAAACACUCCAAGGGUCACGCCCGGUUUGAAACCUUCGCCCAGCCCACGAUCCUCUCCUUCAGCCGCAGUGAGACAAAGGAUCUGUCCGUCAUCUAUCGCAAGAUCAUGCGACACGUUGCGACCAUGACCACCCGGGAUAUCAUGGGUGAGGCUGAGUUCCAGAUGAAGAAGGGGGCCUCGUCUGAAACUACCGAGAAGGCCGUCGAGGAUUCGGAUACCGUUGUGAUGAAUGAGGAGGACGCUCGGUCCGCAGAUUCUCCCAUUCAGACCGGCUCGGUGGAAGGCGAGGAUGGCAUUGUCAACAUCUCGAUGCAAAAUGCAUCCCAAACACCAAGCGCUGCCUCACCUCAAGGGAUGGAUGGGAGCAAUGACGUGCCGGCCCACCCUCUUUCAGGUAUCCUUCCUCCAGGAUUGCUUGGCUUGUUCGAUGUCAAGGUCCUGACCACCGUCGAGCGGAUCCCCAAGGGGCGUCAGAUCAACGGGUCCGCGGAGAAGAUCCUCAAUCGACUCUCAUCUUCGAAGAAGGCAUCGAAGAAGAAGGUCGCCCGUGGAUCUGACGACGACAGCAACGGGAGCUCCAGUGCGUCCGACGACUCCGACCCAGAGUCUCCCCGCUUCAUCUCGUCGAAGCCGCUGCUCAAGCAGUCCGAAGCCAUCAUCCUGGACUGGAACGAUGAUGCCAAGGAUGCUUUGUUUGGCAAGGCUGGACCUGACGACAACCUGCGAGGUGCCGCCACCUGCGAUCAGAUUCCCUUCACCCAAGAUCAGGGAAUGAUUGAUCGCCGCGCUCAGCGCGAUGCCCGAGCCACGCAGGGUGUCUCGCUGGAUCAGUGUCUCGACGAGUUCAGCCGCGAAGAGACCCUCUCCCAGGAUGACGCCUGGUACUGCCCGCGCUGCAAGGAACACCGCCAAGCGCGCAAGAAGUUCGAGCUUUGGUCCACCCCGGACAUCUUGGUCAUUCACCUGAAGCGGUUUAUGACCCAGUCUCGGUACUCCCGGGCCAAGCUCAGUACCAAGGUUGAUUUCCCGGUGGAGAACCUGGAUCUCUCCUCUUGGGUGACUGGACCGACGGGCGACAAGUCAUUAGUGUAUGACUUGAUUGGCGUAGACAACCACUCAGGCGGCAUGUCUGGUGGCCACUACACUGCCUACGCCAAGAAUUUCAUCACCGAUGACUGGUGUAGUUUCAACGAUUCCUCGGCCUCGAUCUUCCGCGACUUGGGACGUAUGCAGUCGCCUCAAGCAUACCUGCUCUUCUACCGCCGCCGCUCGGACAAACCCCUUGGCGGCCCCGUCCUCCAAAGCAUCGUCACCAAGUUCAAGAAUGGCGAGAAGGACGUUACCGCUGAGAACUCGCGAUCCGGGUCUCCGUCGGGGGAAGGCAAGCGCCUCGGCGGCUCAUCCCGCAAUGGAUCGUCGAGCGGAUCAGCCGGAGCCGCAGCAGUUCGCCCAGUGGGCGGUGGUGGUUCGGGAGUCGCGACUCCGGAGACGAAGUCGAGUGAGGAUGAGAACGACGAGAACGACGAGUCCCACAAUCCCCUGGAUGACGUGUUCUCCGCACCUUCCUGGUCCUUCGAUCGCGCCGGUGGAAAUUCCCUUGCCCUGGGUCCCCUCACUUCUGUCCGCCCAGCUUCUCCUGAAGAUGACCAGGACCUUUUUGGAGACAAUGACAGCAACGUGGCUGUCAACGAGAAUUCAGAUGCCGAGGAAAGACUUGAUGUCCUGGGAACUUCGCAACAAGUCUCCGACCACGAGGGGUCUUUCGAGGAUGUCCCACCUUUGUUGGAUGACGGUUCGGAUGAGGAUUUGCCUGUUGUUGAGCUCCGUGUGGAUCCUGAUGAGAGGACACAUUCUGAUGCUUGA